Olea europaea var. sylvestris is the source of this 654-nucleotide messenger RNA. RefSeq names its product kirola-like. NCBI's taxonomy places the organism in Eukaryota, Viridiplantae, Streptophyta, Magnoliopsida, Lamiales, Oleaceae. Bases 1 to 516 code for a protein of 171 amino acids. The transcript has 3 exons. Gene Ontology annotation, biological process: defense response. The record is from RefSeq and is a predicted model, not a curated record.
AUGUGGGGAGAGAAAGGAAGAGAAUUUGCGGCUGCAACAUUAUAUACUUACACACACAUUGGAGGCAGCCAAGAUUAUCUGUACGUACAUGCCUACAGAGACAAGAGGAGAAGAAUUGGGCUACUGCUGCUGAAUUAUAUCAUAUAUAUAGAAACAGAAAUUGAGGCAGCUGGGAGUGGUUUCGAUUUGCAUGAAGGAGAGUGGGGAACUCUAGGCUCCGUCUACUUCUGGAAGUAUACUCAUGAUGGGAAGCAGGAAGUAGCAAAAGAAGUAAUCGAAAGCAUAGAUGAGGAAAAGAAGUCAAUGACAUUUAAGGUCGUCGAGGGUGAUCAGAUGAAGUUGUACAAGGCCUUCAAAGUAGGUUUUCAUGUUGAAACUCAUGGUGGCAUUGAUCUGGUGACAUGUACACUUGAGUACGAAAAGCUAAAUGACGACAUUGAAGAACCACUCUUAGUGUUGGGCUUUGUCAUUAAACUUGCAAAAGAUGUUGAGGCACAACAUCUCAAGGCCACUUGAUAUGGAUAGGGUUCUCUGCUUGCAUGAGUUAUAGAAACUCAUAUAGACACCUCUGUUUGUGUGUUUUUGUUGUUAUUUUAUGAAUAACAAUUGAGGGCUGAAGUUUGUGAUAAAAUAGUAUUGUGUGUUCCUCCUCCA